This is a messenger RNA of Gadus macrocephalus (Pacific cod), 1366 nucleotides long. RefSeq names its product general transcription factor IIF, polypeptide 2a (gene gtf2f2a). The transcript has 10 exons. Lineage: Eukaryota; Metazoa; Chordata; Actinopteri; Gadiformes; Gadidae. The record is from RefSeq and is a predicted model, not a curated record. The coding region runs from base 111 to 929 and encodes 272 amino acids. Gene Ontology annotation, cellular component: transcription factor TFIIF complex. Gene Ontology annotation, biological process: transcription by RNA polymerase II; transcription initiation at RNA polymerase II promoter.
GUAGCGCCACCGUACUUCUCUUUCUGUCUGUGUUUUGUUUUUUUUAGCGUGUAGCCUUUAGCUUUGAGCUUGAUUGUUUAUUAUUUUCUUCUUUAUCCUUCGCUUCAAAUAUGUCAGACAAGGGUGAAGUGGAUCUUACUGGUGCCAAACAGAACACGGGCGUAUGGCUGGUCAAGGUCCCCAAGUAUCUCUCCCAGCAGUGGGCCAAGGCCGCAGGCAGGGGAGAGGUGGGGAAGCUACGGAUCAGCAAAAACCAAGGCAAAGCAGAGGUGGCCUUCACGCUGAACGAGGACCUGACGGCCAUCGAUGGCAGCGGUGAUAAGAGAGUGCACGCUCCCCGGGACCACCCCUUCAGCAUGCAGACCGUGGGAGGCCAGAUGCUAGCGGUCUUCACCGAGACCCCCUCAGAACAUUCGAAAGGCCAAUCAGAAGAGAGGGCUGAGGGUAGCAGCUCUGGGGGGACAUGUCCAGACAAGGUGGCGUUGGAGGGGGUCGUGGUGCAGAGGGCCGAGUGUCGUCCAGCCGUUAACGACAGCUACAUGAAACUCAAACGGAUGCAGCUUGAGGAGUCUAUCAAGCCGUUGCGAUUGUCUCAGCAGUUGGACAAGCCUGUGACCAGCAACUACAAGCCAGUGGCAAACCACGCCUCCAACUUGGAGUAUGACAGGAAGAAGAAGGAGGAAGGGAAAAGGGCGAGGGUCGACAAGCAGCAGGUCCUGGACAUGCUGUUUUCGGCGUUUGAGAAGCACCAGUAUUACAACAUCAAAGAUCUGGUGGACAUCACCAAGCAGCCGGUGACGUACUUGAAGGAGAUCCUGCGGGACAUCGGGAACUACAACGUAAAGGGAACCCACAAGAACACCUGGGAGCUGAGGCCGGAGUACAGACAUUACCAGGCGGAGGAGGAGAAGGUAGAGGAGAGGCUCUAGCUGCAACGGGUUAGAGAUGGACCAAUAGUUUCCCAGUCUCGAGACAGAAGGAUGAGGCCCUCGGUACUGAACUCCUUCCAGCCUCUCGUCUGAAGAUUACACUGGUUCCUCCCACACGCUCAUGUUUUUAGAAAGUGGUUUAUAUUUGUAUUUUCUGUGAUGAGUGGACCUAACCGAGUGGUGUCCUGGUCCCCGCGAAUCAGAACUGCUGGAUGGGUUUUACACAUGUGCUUUCAACAAACCCAGUCGUCUGGGUAGUCCACUCGGUGCAUUGUUUGUAAUGUUGCCAAGUGUUAUUUUGGUCCACUCCGUGUCUGGGCUGCAUCCCAUUUUAAACUUGAAUCAUUUAUACAUUCGAAUUAAAUUUAUUAACAUUAAUUUGCCUCUUAAUGUACAGUAACCCUUGUUUCACAUUAAAGUAACUGCUCAAGAUAUUA